AUGGCUCCUGAUCGUGUACGCGCCAGUAUUGCAGCUGACAAACUUAAGCGAGAGCAUCGGCGAACGAAGCUUGCAGCUCUAGUCAGCAACCAGAAGAAUGCCGUGCUCGAACUGGAUGAAACCGGCAAAACACUGUGUGUGUGGUAUUGGCCAGUUAAGGAUGACGGAGAGCGCGUCGUUCCUUCUGACCUUGUAGCGUAUCACAAAUCUCACCAAUUCCAAGGACCACACUGCCUAUGCUUGCUCUUAGAUGAACAUGAUCCUUGUAACCACCGUAAAGUGGCAAUAGUCAUGGUAACUCGGGGACCAAAUGCAGGAGAGUACCUUGCCUGUUGUGCAUCAAGCAAGUGUGGUUAUUUUGGCCCUGACGAAGCCAGGCCACUAGACAUUCUGUUUGUUGAUGGGAAUGACAUCGAACUGGCGGAUGUUAUUGAAAGGCGACAGCCUUGA
Molecule: messenger RNA, 450 nt
Organism: Suillus subalutaceus
Lineage: Eukaryota; Fungi; Basidiomycota; Agaricomycetes; Boletales; Suillaceae
Exons: 4
Coding region: 1-450 (149 amino acids)
Source: RefSeq, a predicted model, not a curated record